Molecule: messenger RNA, 891 nt
Organism: Trichophyton benhamiae CBS 112371
Lineage: Eukaryota; Fungi; Ascomycota; Eurotiomycetes; Onygenales; Arthrodermataceae
Exons: 3
Coding region: 1-891 (296 amino acids)
Biological process (GO): very long-chain fatty acid biosynthetic process
Molecular function (GO): oxidoreductase activity, acting on the CH-CH group of donors; protein binding
Source: RefSeq, a predicted model, not a curated record
AUGGCAAGCCAAGGAAUCUUGCUAGAGGUCAAGCCGAGAGGCAAGCCCAUAUCCAAACUUCCAGAAAAAAUCUCAAUUGGUCCUGAGGAUAGCCUUGCCGCGCUUUAUUCCACGGUUUCUAGGCGAGCUGGUUUCCCGGUUACCCGGCUUAGGAUCACCAAGGGCAGCGAUGGUAGUCUCCUGAAAAACGACGCCCGUGUUACAGUGUCGAGUACCGGAGUCAGAAAUCAGAGUGUCAUCUAUGUCAAAGACUUGGGACCCCUCAUCAUUCACCCACUGGUUCUCUAUGGCCUACGACCUUACAUAUACCGAAGUCCUAAGCCACUGCCUCCUAUAUCUGACCUGCAGGCCUUGACCUGCACCUUGCUGACACUCCACUUCAUCAAGCGCGAGCUGGAAACCCUGUUCGUCCACCGAUUUAGUGUCUCGACGAUGCCUUUUACCUAUGUUUUCCGGAAUAGUGCCCAUUACUGGCUCCUUGGCGGUGUAAACCUCGCAUACUGGGUAUUCUCACCUUCAUCGCCAACAGCCACUGACCACCCUAACCCAGCGUUGGUAUAUUCAGGCCUGGUACUCUUCCUCAUAGGUCAGCUGUCCAACCUCUCGACCCAUCUCACCUUGAGAAGCCUCAGGAAACCAGGUAGCACAGAGCGCGUGAUACCCACUGGCUUCGGCUUCGAUUGGGUGACGUGUCCAAACUACCUCUUCGAAGUGAUGGCCUGGGUCGGGGUGUACCUUGUUAGCGGGCUAAACUGGAGUGUCCUACUCUUCCUAGUGGUGGGUGCCGGCACCAUGAUGAAGUGGGCUAGCCAAAAGGAGAAGCGAUACCGCCGUGAAUUCGGGGACAAGUACAAGAAAAAGCGCUUUGUUAUGCUGCCUGGUCUCUGGUAA